This is a messenger RNA of Bipolaris victoriae FI3, 489 nucleotides long. RefSeq lists its product as hypothetical. NCBI's taxonomy places the organism in Eukaryota, Fungi, Ascomycota, Dothideomycetes, Pleosporales, Pleosporaceae. The record is from RefSeq and is a predicted model, not a curated record. Gene Ontology annotation, molecular function: hydrolase activity. Bases 1 to 489 code for a protein of 162 amino acids. The transcript has a single exon.
AUGUCGCAACUGUACAAAAUCGACAUGCCCACGUGCAUCAGCCGCAACUCAAAAGAAACCCGAGAACCUGAGCUUGUCAGGUUUGCAACACAACUACGAUCCCAGUACAACAGCGUCGGCGCCAUAAGGUUCUGCUGGGGCGGAUGGGCAGUGUUCAACCUCGGCGCAAGGAGCAACAACGGCUUCGUGAACUGCAUCUCAACCGCACACCCGUCAUUGUUGGAAGAGACGGAAGUAGAGCAAGUGGGUGCGCCAGUUCAGAUCCUCGCGCCUGAGAACGACUUCAUGUCGUCGCCGGAGAUAACCGCGUUUGUUAACAGGGUGAUUCCGAGUUUAGGCGUGGCGUAUGACUACCAGCACUUUUCCGGAGCGGAGCCCUGGUUCGGAACCAGAGACGAAAUUAAUUCACGUGAAUGUAGCGCCGUAGUUUUGGCUUAUGGUGUUAUAAUCGAUCGGUUCCAGCUAUGGUUGAAUCAACAACAGGAUUGA